AUGGCCGGGCCUGGACGAAACACAAGUGAAUCCAGGAUUCACAAGACGAAGCAAAGGCGCAAGCACAAGACGCUGUGCAAGUCUCGGUCCGGGACCGAGACUCUUCAUGGUGUGUCUGCCGGGCAGACACAGGUGCCAACAGUGGCCGUCGAGACGUUGAACGUCUUGACGCGGGUCUGUACUGUAUACGAGUACGAGAAGAUGGAGUUGGAGAACCCUCCGACUGAUACGUCGGAGUUGAUCUCGCUUCCAGUCAUGACCUGGAAGCGCUUCGCAAAGGAGCUAUGCAUUCUUUCGGACUGCGAAAGAAUGACAAGUGAAGCAGAGGAGCUGGGCCAACUCUUCGCUGGAAGCCCCACUGAGAGUGAUGAUACUCUCAGUGGCAAGACGAAGCAGGAACGCUUCGACGAGCAGAGUUGCAAGACUCUGCGAGAGCACAUGGAUGUGCUCUCGGAUGGGACCCCUGCGGAAGAAGUAUCCCGACGCGACAGUAGCCACUGUCGCGGGAUCAAGCAAGCCGGGCUGUGGACGGGAAGAAGAAACGCGCACGGAAAUGAACCGCUGCGUGAUCGCAGCCGUUAG
This is a messenger RNA of Phytophthora megakarya, 582 nucleotides long. The record is from the annotation of a GenBank genome assembly. NCBI's taxonomy places the organism in Eukaryota, Oomycota, Peronosporomycetes, Peronosporales, Peronosporaceae.